This is a messenger RNA of Lucilia sericata (common green bottle fly), 1259 nucleotides long. RefSeq names its product cytochrome b561 domain-containing protein 2-like. The transcript is spliced from 4 exons. The record is from RefSeq and is a predicted model, not a curated record. Gene Ontology annotation, molecular function: transmembrane monodehydroascorbate reductase activity. NCBI's taxonomy places the organism in Eukaryota, Metazoa, Arthropoda, Insecta, Diptera, Calliphoridae. The coding region runs from base 129 to 1013 and encodes 294 amino acids.
UAUUAGUAUCAAGAAUUAAAGGGUGUAUUUCGUCGCUAAAGUGUUGUAUUAAAAUAAAGUCGUAUUUAAAUAAACAAAUUUCCAAAGAAAAUCCAAGUCUGAUUAAGGAAAACAAAAAAAGCCUUAACAUGGAAUCAUUGAAUUCUACAACUUGCAGUACCAUACGAACCGAUUACGGCAGCACAACGUUAAAAAUUUCAAUUGGUAAAAAUUCGGAGAACUCGGACAACGCUAUAACUACCUCUACCACCUCUUACGCCAUUGGAUAUCAGAGUUUACCUUAUACAUCGUCUACGAAUUUAUAUGCCAAAUCGCGUUUUUCCAAAAUGUCUAUGGAUACGAUGCCGAAUAGUGAAUCACGCCAAAUAAUGCAACGUUUGGAAUAUUUCCUAAAUGUUUUGAAUCAAAUUUGCAUUGGUUUUGUAACGAUUUAUAUGAGUUGGUUGUGUUUGCGCACGGGAUUAGCUGGCACGGGUUUGCAUGCAUGGCUGGUGACAAUUGGAUUCUCUUUCCUAAUGGCUGAAGCUAUAAUGUGUCAUUACAACCACAACGUUUUGACCUUUAACUAUAGAAGAAGUACCAAAACUACUAUUCACUGGGUGCUACAAGUAUUGGGAGGUGGUUGUGGCAUUGCUGGCGUUCUUAUCAAAUGUAUACAGAAACAUUUUUCUUUGCACUCAAUACAUGGGAAAUUAGGUUUUGCCGCCUUUAUUUUAUGCUGCAUUAGUUUUGCCUCCGGUUUGAGUGCAUUAUUUUCUACAAGAUUUAAGAAACUUUUAAGUCCCUUACUAAAUAAAACUUUUCAUAACGUCUUGGGUAUUGGUACCUUUGUGGUGGCUUUAUCUGCUCAAUAUUAUGGCUAUGAAACCGGUUUCUUUUCUCGCAAAGCUCCUUCCGCUGAUUUUAUUAUAUUAAUGAAAUGUUUAACCUUAAUAUCAUUGAUAUUAUCCUGUAUAGGUGCCUUAAAGGCCCUCUAUCAUAAAUCAACGAAUAUUGUGAGACAUUAUAGUUAGAAGAUCUUAAUGUUAUUUAUAAUUAUGUAUAAACAUAUUAGUUAAUUUUUAUAUAUUUAUAUAUUUUGUUAUAUAGUUGUAUAUAUCACCAUUCAGAUUUUAGUAUAUAUUCCAUAAAGUCUGAUUUUUGCUGCAUAUUUAACCUAAAAAUUCAUUCGUAGAAUUUUAAAUGCAUUCCAAUAUUGAAUUUUAAUCUAUUAUUUGUAAAUAAACAUAUUUAAAUAAAAUAUUUUAUAAAUUGCGAAA